Molecule: messenger RNA, 2589 nt
Organism: Mizuhopecten yessoensis (Yesso scallop)
Lineage: Eukaryota; Metazoa; Mollusca; Bivalvia; Pectinida; Pectinidae
Exons: 5
Coding region: 874-2589 (571 amino acids)
Source: RefSeq, a predicted model, not a curated record
UUUAUAAUAUGUAUAAUAAAUUCAAACAGCAUACUUUCGAGUUUCGAUGAAGGCCGGAAUAAUAAUUGGUAAAAAAGUAUUCUGUUAAUGGCACAUUUUGUUUGUUUUAUAUCACAUUUUCUUCUGAUAAAUGACAUAUGAUAUUAAGAGGAAUGUAUUGUUAUAUGAUAGAGAUCGAAUUCAGGAGAAAUUCACAAAAUUUGGAUAUCUAAUGUUUUGUUUAUAUUUGUGUUAUAGGAAGAUUUUACAAGAGAUUAUCCAAAAAGAAGACAGCAAAAAUGUUGCUGUAACUGCAACAACGGGAAUGGCCAGUCUCCAUCUAGGAUCCAAUGCAACAACCUUACACCACUGGGCCGGGAUUUUAGAUGGGAGACACUCCAUUGAAAAACUUCAAGAGUUAUUUGACAAUGACGACAGCUACUCAGAAGCCAAAAAACGGAUACAGAUCACCAAAUGCUUAAUCAUUGAUGAAAUAAGCAUGUUGUCAGCCAAAAUUUUCAACAUGGUGGAGUCUGUAUGUCGGCUUGUUAAGAAAAAUAAUCAAGCCUUCGGGGGUAUUCAGGUUUUAGUGUCUGGGGAUUUUAAGCAACUUCCUCCUGUUCCAAACUACAGAUUAGGGGAUGAAGGGAAAUACUGUUUCGAAAGUGAGAUUUUCCAGCAAACAUUUCAUCAUCAUAUUAACUUACCCAAGGUAAUGAGACAACAUGAGGAAGACUUAAUCAAAGCUGUAAAUGAGUUAUGUAACGGUUCUCCAUCAGCUGAAACACUGCAGCUGAUGAAAAGUCUUGACAGACCCCUGGACCCUGGUGAUGAUCAUACAGAAAUUGUGAGCUUUUUGGAACAAACUUUGAUGCCAGCUUUGUGAACCAAGAAAUGUUGGAGGAUAUGGAAGGAGAAAUGCAUGUGUUCAAAGCCAAAGAUGAAGGUUAUCUGAAGCUUUUACGAGGAAAUGCGGUUCCUAAAACACUGACUGUAAAGAUAUGUGCUCCAGUCAUUCUUUUGAAAAAUAUUGGAAACGGUCUAUUCAAUGGAAUGAGAGGAAAAGUCCACAGUAUAUCGAAGGAAAAUCUACCUAUUAUUGAUUUCCAUGGACGAAUGAUCACAGUGAGUCCUGUAAGAUUUGAUGUUUUUGAUGCACAACAGCAAAAAUCGUUGGCGUCGCGAAGACAAAUUCCACUCAUGCUGGCAUUUGCGUUGACAGUUCAUAGAGCCCAAGGUCAGACAAUAGAAAAACUUGAAAUUGACUGUUAUUCUUUUUUUGCACCGGGACAGAUGGGUGUUGCUGUUGGCAGAGCUAGAAACAAAACUGGGUUGUGUAUCAGGAACUUUAACAAAAAAGCAGCCAACCUCAAACAUCCUCAGUGUGUUUAUGACUUUUACGAUAAUGUAGAACAAUUCCAAAACCGCGUAGAUGACUGUUGUUGGGCUGAUAUUGUGUGUGAGGAUCUAUUACCUCUGGACACUGAACCCAGCUCGUCACAGACCUAUGAGACUGAUCCAGAGGAACCAGGUCCAUCUGAGUUACCUGCAGAAGCAACACCAAAAUCAACAGUUGAAUCCCCAUUUAGCCUGGAAGAGUUUUUCCUUCACAACAAAGAUGCUAAAUUCACGUACAAUAUUCAAUCAGAUGUAAUCAAGAAAUUAAAAGGUCACAUGAACUGGAUUUAUGAAAUAAUUACUGACAUCUUAAAAGAAAGUCCAAAAACAAGACAGAAGUGGACCACAGCUUUCGAUCAACUGAACAAUUUCUUAGUGAGUGACAACCACAUCACCAGCAUCAAAACACUCUUUUCUGUGGACACAAUUACAAAAGAAAACAACAAGCUCUCUUCCAAACUGGCUUUCUGGCUCAUGGACAAACUAAUUGAAAAUGAGGCCAAAAAAGUGCAACAAACACAGGAAGAGGAACUGCAUCAGGAGACCCCACCUCCUCAACUUUCACAAGCUGCCAAAGGAAAAAUUAGAUAUAUUGCUGGUGCAUGUGUUAACAAAAUUGGGACAAGGCUGCAAAAGUCGGUUGUAUCAAAACUAAGUCAAUGCACAGCCAAGAGCAAAAUAAGUAGGAAAUUGGACUACAGGAAACAACGAAUGCUGAAAACCUUCAGAAUAAAUGAGAGUGAAGUUGACGAUUCAGAACCCAGCAUGGCAGAGAUAGAUUUCAAACAAGGGUUGUCACAUGGAUUAUAUGUUGUCAGUGAUGAUGUGUUUAAUUUCUUCAUUAAACUCCAUGAUGUGGUGCAAAGCACAAUAACCGUGGCUCAAUUUCAUCUGCAUUUUGACAACAUUCACCUGAAUUGUAGGUCUGCAGUUGAUGCCAGUGACCUUCUUCUCGACAAAUGGAUAGAUUUGUUUGGGGAAAUCGAUGACACACAAAUGGAAGAUGAAAUAUUCUUGAAUUUAGUUAUGGAGCUGUACAAAGACAUUACAGAAUAUUUCUUGAAAGUGUCCAUAGCAGAGGCCUUGAAAAACUUUAAAGCAACUGUGCCAAGGAAGAAAAAACAAGCGUUUAGGGUCAAACUCACUGCUCUUGUUAAAAACAUACCACAAGGCAACAUCAAGAUGCUUGUCACUCAUGUUGACGGCUUCUGA